GCCACGCAAAAUUGAACUCAUUCCCAAUUCUAAACCCUAAUCCUCACUGGUAGUUAGAAACACAGAAAUGUGUCUCGACGUAAAAGAAAGCGGGGAGACUCUGGUCGAAGCGGCGUUAAGAGUUCUGAACACAGCUGACCCAUUGGAGAAAGCUCGACUCAGUGACUCGGUCGCGACUAGAUGGCUGCAAGGGGCCAUAACUCAGCCCUACGAUCCAUCCGUGGACCUGCCAGUACCAGACCGCCCCGCCAGACUCACCAACGUGAAGUUGGUGUCGCCAAGCUUAAUGCCGAAGCUGGGGAAAGCAGGUAGCUUGCAGAGUAGGCAAGCCAUUGUGCAUAGUCUUGUGCAUACUGAGAGUUGGGCCAUUGAUCUAUCAUGGGAUAUAAUUGCACGUUUUGGUAAGCAAGAGGUAAUGCCAAGAGAUUUUUUUACAGAUUUUGUGAAGGUGGCUCAGGAUGAGGGGCGACACUUUACUCUGCUUGCUGCACGGCUGGUGGAACUAGGUUCUUUUUAUGGAGCAUUACCAGCACAUGAUGGUCUUUGGGACUCAGCAACUGCCACAUCGAAAGACCUGUUGGCACGUCUGGCAAUAGAGCAUUGUGUUCAUGAGGCUAGAGGACUUGAUGUGCUACCCACAACCAUCUCUCGAUUCCGCUGUGGAGGUGAUGAUAGGACGGCAGAUUUACUGGAGAAAGUCAUUUAUCCGGAGGAAAUAACUCAUUGUGCAGCUGGAGUGAAGUGGUUCAAGUAUCUUUGCUUGAGGUCUGGAACAAGAAGUUCCGAUCUGUUGUCUACUGAAAGUGAAAUGGGAGAAAAUGAAACUUCGUUAGAGGAGAUAAUUAAGAAGUUUCAUGUAAUAGUGAGGACACAUUUCAGGGGACCAUUGAAACCGCCUUUUAACAAGGAAGCGAGGAAAGCUGCAGGAUUUGGUGCUCAUUGGUAUGAACCUCUUGCCAUUAAGGAGGCUGCUCCUCAGGGUGUGAAUUGCAAUCUGGCCGGAACAAGGCAUUAUUAGUAUUUAUUCCCAACUUCCAUAGCUAAUAUAUUAUAAUUAUUUUUUAUAUGAAAUCCACAGAGCUGUUUGUGAUCGUCAGGGCUAGAAUGACAAUUUGAGUCUUGCGGAAUCUAAUUUGAUUUCGCAGAAUAGAUGGGUUCUUUUACUUGUUUGAAAGAUACAAGUAGUUCAUGUCUGGGAAGAAGAAUUCUUCCGCACGAAUGCAGCUUUCUAUUUCAUGACU
Carica papaya (papaya) is the source of this 1241-nucleotide messenger RNA. RefSeq names its product 3-oxoacyl-acyl-carrier synthase-like protein (Protein of unknown function DUF455). The record is from RefSeq and is a predicted model, not a curated record. NCBI's taxonomy places the organism in Eukaryota, Viridiplantae, Streptophyta, Magnoliopsida, Brassicales, Caricaceae.